UUACUCGCAAUGAUGGUAAUUUUUGUGGUCCAUUUUAUCUCCUCAUGGCGGCGGCGUAAACACCUUGUUGGGAACCUACCGAAGAUAUUCUUGUGGAUCGAUCCUAGAUCCUUCCUGGCCACC
This is a messenger RNA of Nannochloropsis gaditana CCMP526, 123 nucleotides long. RefSeq lists its product as uncharacterized. The transcript is spliced from 2 exons. The annotation marks the transcript as partial. The record is from RefSeq and is a predicted model, not a curated record.